Molecule: messenger RNA, 859 nt
Organism: Bursaphelenchus xylophilus (pine wood nematode)
Lineage: Eukaryota; Metazoa; Nematoda; Chromadorea; Rhabditida; Aphelenchoididae
Source: the annotation of a GenBank genome assembly
AUGGUGUCGUUCUGGACAUGGGGUCACCUCGUUUUGCUCCUAAUUAUUUGUUUUUUCUCCGUUGAAUGUGAGUUUUGGCGGUCUUUUAUUUGGGAGAAAAGAAAGAGAGGAAAUCGAGUUGCUCCCAUAGUGCAGUGGGUUAAAAAAACUUGCGGUCGAUGAAUGCCUUCACAAGCUCAACAGGACAGAGAGCCCCGCGGGGGAGAAUGUUGUAAAAAUACGUCUUCAAACUCAUGAGGCCGAACCUUUUGUAAUUUUACAUUUCAUCACCGCGGCAUAUUUUUACAACGAGAAAACGGCUCGAGAAUGACAUUAAUUUGGCUCAGGUUCGAUUCCGGGGGUAUCCGGUCUUUAUGAAAUGAGGAUUUUAAUGCUCGGAAAAGAAAAUUAUGAUGUAAUCGGCAUUUCUUUAGCUGCUGGACUUCCCAAAAGGAUGUGUUAUCAAUGCCAUAUGCCUUAUCAGUGCUCCACAGGCUUCUGCUAUGGAGAUUUUUGUGUGAAAUCUCUGGGUGAGUUGGCCAUUUUAAUUUUUUUUAAUGCGUUUGGGAAUAUGACAAAAAAUUACCAGUUCUCAUUUAGUUGGCGACAAGUAUGUGAGCAAAGGUUGUGAGAACAAGAGUGUAAAGUAAGUAAACCCUCUCAGGUAAUGAUUGACAGUACUUAUGCCAGGUCUGUGUCCACCGAAGAGAACUCGGGCUCUACUGAUGUCGGGUGUCUAGAGUCCGAAGUUUUCGGCGUUCCUAAUACGAUAUGCUACUGUAACGACGUCGACUUUUGUAAUCAAUCCCCUCAAAAUUACAGUAAUUUAUUUACAAUGGCAAGCUUUUUGCUGAUCCUGAUACCGUUUAUGUACAUCUAA